AGGCGGAACCUUGGUGAGUCGCACCAAUUGAAAUUCAGCGGUUGCCAAGGCCCUAGAAGCCCGGAUGAAGGACGCAGGGUGGCGGCGUGGGACCCGGGGAAUGUAAAGAGCACUUGGAGACGGUGCUGCGGUGGUUCCGGGACUUAGAGCAGCAGGGCUCUUUGCCAUCGAUGUAGUAUGGGAGGCAAGAACAAGAAACACAAAGCGCCCGGGGCCGCGGCGGUCCGGGCCGCCGUGUCUGCUUCCAGAGCCAAAUCCGCCGAGGCCGGAGCUGCUGGGGAGGCCCAAAACAAGAAGCCGGUGGCCAGGCCGCCCCCCGCAGCUGCCGCUAGCACCAGGGAGCCCCGAGUCAAGCAAGGUCCGAAAAUUUAUAGUUUUAAUUCUACAAAUGAUUCUGGAGGUCCUGCAAAUCUGGAUAAAUCUAUUUUGAAAGUGGUAAUUAAUCACAAACUAGAGCAAAGAAUUAUUGGAGUGAUAAAUGAGCAUAAAAAGCAAAAUAAUGACAAAGGAGUGAUUUCUGGAAGACUUACUGCCAAAAAAUUACAGGAUUUAUACAUGGCUUUACAAGCAUUUUCAUUUAAGACUAAGGACAUUGAAGAUGCCAUGACUAACACACUCUUACAGGGAGGUGAUCUCCAUUCUGCCUUGGAUUGGCUCUGUUUAAAUCUUUCAGAUGAUGCACUUCCUGAAGGAUUCAGUCAAGAAUUUGAAGAGCAACAAACUAAAAGUAGGCCAAAAUUCCAGUCUCCUCAAAUACCAGCCACUGUUUCACCUCCAUCGCAACCUAAAAUCAAAAAACCAGAAGAUACUAAGAUUAAGCCAAAAAAGGAAGAAAAAAAUUUGGAAGUAAAUAUGAAAGAAUGGAUUUUGCAGUAUGCCGAACAGCAAAAUGAAGAAGAAAAGAGUGAGAAUUCUAAAAGUUUAGAAGAGGAAAAAUUUGACCCUAAUGAAAGGUACUUGCACCUUGCAGCAAAACUUCUGGAUGCAAAGGAGCAGGCAGCUACCUUUAAACUAGAAAAAAACAAGCAAGGCCAAAAAGAGGCUCAAGAAAAAAUAAGGAAAUUUCAAAGAGAAAUGGAAACUUUAGAAGACCAUCCAGUAUUCAAUCCAGCCAUAAAGAUUUCACAUCAACAGAAUGAAAGGAAAAAGCCUCUUGUAGCCACAGAAGAGGAAAGGGCUUUGAACUUUAACUUAUUUGAAAAAUCUGUACCUGCUACUGAAGAAGAGAAAGAGAAAAAGAAAGAACCUCAUGAUGUAAGAAAUUUUGACUAUACAUCUCGAAGCUGGACUGGAAAAUCUCCCAAACAAUUUCUGAUCGAUUGGGUCAGGAAGAAUCUUCCCAAGAGUCCAAAUCCUUCCUUUGAAAAAGUUCCAGUAGGUAGAUACUGGAAAUGUAGGGUAAGAGUAAUCAAGUCUGAAGAUGACGUACUGGUAGUAUGCCCUACAAUCUUAACAGAAGAUGGCAUGCAAGCUCAGCACCUGGGAGCAACUCUAGCUCUGUACCGUUUAGUGAAAGGGCAGUCUGUGCACCAGUUACUUCCUCCCACUUACCGAGAUGUUUGGUUGGAGUGGAGUGAUGCAGAAAAGAAAAAGGAAGAAUUAAAUAAAAUGGAAACCAAUAAGCCACGUGAUCUUUUUAUUGCCAAACUUCUGAACAAAUUGAAACAGCAGCAGCAGCAGCAGCAACAGCAUUCUGAAAAUAAGAGAGAAAACUCUGAAGAUCCUGAGGAAUCUUGGGAAAAUUUAGUUUCUGAUGAGGAUUUUUCUGCACUGUCCUUGGAAUCAGAAAAGGCAGAAGAUUUGGAACCUGUUAGAGCCCUCUUUAGGAAGUUGCAAAGCACACCUAAGUACCAGAGACUUCUAAAGGAAAGGCAGCAGUUACCAGUGUUCAAGCAUAGGAAUUCAAUUGUUGAAACUCUUAAAAGGCACCGGGUAGUGGUUGUGGCAGGUGAAACGGGGAGUGGCAAAAGUACUCAAGUACCACAUUUCCUCUUGGAAGAUUUGCUUCUAAAUGAGUGGGGAGCUAGUAAGUGUAACAUUGUCUGCACGCAGCCCCGAAGAAUCUCAGCAGUGAGUUUAGCCACAAGAGUAUGUGAUGAGUUGGGCUGUGAAAAUGGACCUGGAGGAAGGAAUUCUUUGUGUGGAUAUCAGAUCCGGAUGGAAUCUCGAGCUAGUGAAUCUACAAGGUUACUCUAUUGUACAACAGGAGUUUUGCUAAGGAAACUUCAGGAAGAUGGUCUCCUAACCAAUGUGUCUCAUGUUAUUGUAGACGAGGUUCAUGAAAGAAGCGUCCAGUCAGACUUCUUACUAAUUAUCUUGAAAGAAAUUUUACAGAAACGCUCUGAUCUACACUUGAUUCUAAUGAGUGCCACUGUAGACAGUGAAAAGUUUUCCACGUAUUUCACACACUGCCCUAUUCUUAGAAUUUCAGGAAGAAGCUAUCCUGUGGAGGUUUUUCAUCUUGAAGAUAUAAUAGAAGAAACAGGAUUUGUACUGGAGAAAGACUCAGAAUAUUGUCAGAAAUUUCUGGAGGAGGAAGAAGAAAUAACCAUUAAUGUUACAAGCAAAGCAGGGGGAAUAAAAAAGUACCAGGAAUAUAUACCAGUUCAGACUGGAUCAAGUGCUGAUUUAAAUCCAUUUUACCAAAAGUAUAGUAGCCGCACUCAGCAUGCUAUUCUCUACAUGAAUCCUCAUAAAAUCAACCUUGAUCUCAUUUUGGAACUUCUUAUAUAUUUAGACAGAAGUCCCCAGUUCAGAAAUGUUGAAGGAGCAGUGUUGAUCUUUUUACCAGGCCUCGCUCAUAUUCAACAGCUGUAUGAUCUCCUGUCAACUGACAGAAGAUUUUUUUCUGAACGAUAUAAAGUGAUAGCUCUCCAUUCUAUUCUUUCAACUCAAGACCAAGCUGCAGCAUUCACACUUCCUCCUCCUGGAGUCAGGAAGAUUGUUUUAGCAACAAAUAUUGCAGAGACAGGUAUCACUAUUCCAGAUGUUGUAUUUGUAAUUGACACUGGAAGAACAAAAGAAAAUAAGUACCAUGAAAGCAGUCAGAUGAGUUCUUUGGUUGAGACAUUUGUCAGUAAAGCAAGUGCUCUGCAGCGCCAGGGCAGAGCUGGGAGGGUCAGAGAUGGCUUCUGCUUCCGAAUGUACACAAGAGAAAGAUUUGAAGGUUUUAUGGACUAUUCUGUCCCUGAAAUUUUGCGUGUGCCUCUGGAGGAGUUAUGUCUUCAUAUUAUGAAAUGCAGUCUUGGUUCUCCUGAAGAUUUCCUUGCCAAAGCUUUAGAUCCUCCUCAGCUUCAAGUGAUCAGCAAUGCAAUGAAUUUACUCCGAAAGAUUGGAGCAUGUGAACUAAAUGAGCCUACACUGACUCCAUUGGGCCAGCACCUUGCAGCCCUGCCUGUGAACGUCAAGAUUGGCAAGAUGCUUAUUUUUGGUGCCAUAUUUGGCUGCCUUGACCCAGUGGCAACACUAGCUGCAGUGAUGACAGAGAAGUCUCCUUUUACUACACCAAUUGGUCGAAAAGAUGAGGCAGAUCUUGCAAAAUCAGCUUUGGCUAUGGCUGAUUCAGACCACCUGACGAUCUACAAUGCAUACCUAGGAUGGAAGAAGGCCCGGCAAGAAGGAGGCUAUCGUUCUGAAAUUGCGUAUUGCCGGAGGAAUUUUCUUAAUAGAACAUCACUGUUAACCCUAGAAGAUGUAAAGCAGGAGUUAAUAAAGUUGGUUAAGGCAGCAGGAUUUUCAUCAUCCACAGCAUCUAAUGACUGGGAAGGAAACAGAGCCUCACACACACUGUCCUUCCAAGAAAUUGCCCUUCUUAAAGCUGUAUUGGCUGCUGGACUAUAUGACAACGUGGGAAAGAUCAUCUAUACAAAAUCAGUUGAUGUUACAGAAAAAUUGGCUUGUAUUGUGGAGACAGCCCAAGGCAAAGCUCAAGUACAUCCCUCCUCAGUAAAUCGAGAUUUGCAAACUUAUGGAUGGCUCUUAUACCAAGAGAAGGUAAGGUAUACCCGAGUAUAUUUGAGGGAAACUACCCUAAUAACCCCUUUUCCAGUUUUACUUUUUGGUGGUGAUAUAGAAGUUCAACACCGGGAACGUCUUCUUUCUGUUGAUGGCUGGAUCUAUUUUCAGGCCCCUGUAAAAAUAGCUGUCAUUUUCAAGCAGCUUAGAGUUCUCAUUGAUUCCGUUUUAAGAAAAAAGCUUGAAAAUCCUAAGAUGUCCCUUGAAAAGAGAUCUGUCACCUACCUAUUGACACCUCUUCAAGAGCACUUUGCUGUUAAAGGUAAUUGUUUCAUGUUUAGUCCAAAGGAAACAAACUAUUUCCUUCCUCCUUGCCCAUGCUGUGGAGAUCCCUACAUCUUCUGAGGAACAUGGAACAACCAGUAAACCCUGCAGUACAUCUCAGCCAGCGCUCCUUCUCUCUCUCAAAAUAAAUAAACUUUUCAAAAAAACAAUAACCAUAAGAUCUAAGUUUAUUUAUUUUGAGAGAGAAGGAGAGUGAGGGAGAAAGACUCCCAGGCAGGCUCUGCAUUAGGGCAAAGCCCAAUGCAGGGCUCAAAUCCACAAACUGUGAGAUCAUGACAUGAGGUGAAAUCAAGACUCAGACACUUAACCAACUGAGUCACCCAGGCGCCCCUUUAAGGAAUUUUUAAAGAAACAAUUCCUAAUAAAGGACAAAUAGUUGUAUCACAUCAUCUCUUUGGGCCUUAAGCCUAUUUUUUGUCAAAGUAAGGUGUGGAAUAAUGGUAACAAUAAUUAAUAAUAUUUGUAGUGCAACAAAUUCUGUUAUGUGGGCAUCUCUUGUUUGAAUCUUGUUGGAAUUAGUAUUGCAUUCUAACUUAAAAGAAUCUUUUAAUCAAGUGUGCCUGUUGGUCACAUGUGUAUACAUUGAGAAUUUAGCCAGUGAUAAAUUUGUUCACGGUUUUUGUUUGUUUGUUU
This is a messenger RNA of Panthera uncia (snow leopard), 4932 nucleotides long. RefSeq names its product DExH-box helicase 29 (gene DHX29). NCBI's taxonomy places the organism in Eukaryota, Metazoa, Chordata, Mammalia, Carnivora, Felidae. The transcript is spliced from 27 exons. Gene Ontology annotation, molecular function: ATP binding; RNA helicase activity; RNA binding. The record is from RefSeq and is a predicted model, not a curated record. Gene Ontology annotation, cellular component: intracellular anatomical structure. Gene Ontology annotation, biological process: translational initiation. The coding region runs from base 178 to 4359 and encodes 1393 amino acids.